ACAGGUUCUACGUGUUAGAGAUAGGAUUUACGUGUUAGAGGCUACCGCGCUUCGCCACUUGAUUGAUAGGAUUUCCUGGUACAUACAACACGCACUAAAGGUAGAGGUAGACGUACAUGUUCAUUAUCAUUUCGCUCUAAUUCUAGUGUCUUUAAUCUACUCAUUAUUUUCGUCGCUCAUUUUCAUCUCGACAUAGGCAUUGACAGAGAGCAACAUUCCAUGUCGAUUUCACAAUCCUUGAGUACAUCAACCUCUUUUAUCCCGGAAGGAUUUGAAAAACAUGUCCUCCGGAUGACCCCAGCGACGAUCUCGAGGACCAGCCCAGCUGUACGACUACGUGGAGCGACAUUCCUCUCCUUUCGUACUAGUCGUGUGAAUCCAAGAAGCAGAGCAGCACCAUCACCUUUGAAAUUGGAACUUCUGAAGCAUCAGCGUUCUUUUUCGGACUUUCCCAAGACCCAGCUCCCCUCAGAGAACAAAAGCUACAAGAAGAUGGAGAACCCGAAUCCAGCAGAGAUAGACAUUCGCGGUAAUUUAGAUGCUGUCCGCGAAAAGAUACGUGCUGCAGCUAGUUGCGAUCCACAAUUACCACGCUUAGUUGCGGUCUCAAAAACAAAGCCAGCUGAGAUGCUUGUUGCAGCUUACGCACACGGCCAGCGCUUCUUCGGAGAGAACUACGUCCAAGAAUUAGUCGAGAAAAUGGACACCUUAAGCGACUCUUGUCCGGACAUUCAGUGGCAUUUUAUUGGUCAUCUGCAGUCGAACAAGGCAGCGGCACUGGUAAAAGCAGCAGUGGCAUUGAUCAAGGACCCUGCAUUAAUCAAGGACCAACAACAUCAACAUCUCCCUUUGACGAUAGAAACGGUGGAUAGCGAAAAACUAGCGAAAAUGCUUAACGCAGCAGUAGCGAAAGCGGCAAGCGAAGACGCCCAAACUAGCGAGAAUUUGGUACUCUCAGUGUACCUACAGCUGAACAGUUCAGGUGAAGACAGCAAAAACGGAAUCACGGAUAUCGAGGAACUGACAGCAUUAUGGAUGGACUGAGAGUUCAUGAAUAAUAUCACUGGUUCUUUUUGCUCAUAUUAGAUCACUUUGAUUUGAUACAUGUCUUCCAGUGUCGCAGAAAAGCCCACAGAGUUUCAGGUGCAACUACUAGAAUUACCGAUAGCAUCAAAGACCAAUAUUAGAAUCCACUUAUUCAUCCGCCUUCUGCCAUCUUUUUUUCUCAGCAUAAGUACAUUUCCACCUCAUCUAUCUUCCUCUAACCCUCCUCGCACGUUACGUGGUAAAAGAGUGCCCCCAUCUCCGACUCAAAGGUCUCAUGACCAUAGGCGCUCCUGACUAUAGUGGAUGUCGAACUCAGGACUUCGCAUUCAUGAAGGAGUGUCAAAAGAAGCUAGUAGAGGAACUGGGUUCAUCUUUGGAACUCUCUAUGGGCAUGAGUAACGAUUUUGAAACAGCAAUAAGAGAAGGCAGUGACAGCGUUCGUGUAGGCUCUAGCAUAUUUGGGGCUAGAGCUGUUAAGAAGUGAUAACUAGUCGGAGUAUGAAU
Molecule: messenger RNA, 1551 nt
Organism: Amoebophrya sp. A25
Lineage: Eukaryota; Dinophyceae; Syndiniales; Amoebophryaceae
Source: the annotation of a GenBank genome assembly